This is a messenger RNA of Hypomesus transpacificus, 2303 nucleotides long. RefSeq names its product annexin A13-like. The record is from RefSeq and is a predicted model, not a curated record. Gene Ontology annotation, molecular function: calcium ion binding; calcium-dependent phospholipid binding. Gene Ontology annotation, cellular component: cytoplasm. Bases 96 to 1046 code for a protein of 316 amino acids. Lineage: Eukaryota; Metazoa; Chordata; Actinopteri; Osmeriformes; Osmeridae. The transcript is spliced from 11 exons.
GCGGCGUCAGCAUACGUGUCCCACGCACGAGGAGUUCACACACCAGCCAAUCUGACAUCGCACAUCUGUCCGCAGCAGCACCAGUCUCUCUCAUCAUGGGCAACGUUCAACCAACCAUCGUCCCGUACGAGGACUUCGACGUGCUCGCGGACAUCAAGUCCCUCCGGAAGGCGUGUAAAGGGCUCGGGACGGAUGAAGAGGCCAUUAUUGAGAUCCUGGCCAAUCGGAGUGCAGCUCAGCGUGUGGAGAUCAAGCAAGCAUACUUUGAUAAGUAUGAUGAUGAGCUGGAGGAGGUGCUGAAGAAGGAGCUGACCGGUAGUUUUGAGAAGGCGACGGUGGCCAUGUUGGAUCCUCCCCCUGUUUACUUUGCCAAGGAGCUCCGCAGGGCCGUGCAGGGGGCGGGCACUGAUGAGGCCGUGCUGGUGGAGGUCCUGUGCACCGCAUCCAAUCAGGACAUCAUGAACUACAAAGAAGCCUACGCCCAAGCGAACGAUCGAGACCUAGAGGAGGACAUUGAGGGUGACACCAGCGGGGACGUGAGAAACCUCCUCAUGGCUCUACUGCAGGCCUGCCGGGAUGAGACUUAUGAUGUGGACGAGGGAUUGGCUGAGCAAGAUGCAACAGCCCUGUUUGAGGCAGGGGAGGGUCGUUUUGGGACCGAUGAGUCCACGUUCAGCUACAUCCUGGCCCACAGGAACUACCUGCAGCUGCAGGCCACCUUCAAGAUCUAUGAGUCGCUGGCGGGGACGGACAUCCUGGACGCGGUGGACAACGAGGCCACAGGGACUCUGAAGGACUGCUACAUCACCCUGGUGAGGUGUGCCAAAAGCCCUCAGCUGUACUUUGCUCGCCGCCUCAACGCUGCCAUGAAGGGGGCAGGGACUGACGAGGAGACACUGAUACGCAUCAUCGUGGGCCGCUCUGAGGUGGACCUGGAGACGAUAAAGGACAUGUACCUGGAGAAGUACGACGUCCCUCUGAAGGACGCGCUGUGCUCAGAGUGUGGAGGAGACUUCAAACGCCUCCUCCUGGAGAUCCUGCACUAAACCCUUCAUCCUGUCACCCCUCCAUCUCCCCCUCUCUUCCUCCUCUCUUUCAUCCCUCCGUCUCCCCCUCUCUUCCUCCUCUCUUUCAUCCCUCCAUCUCUCCCUCUCCCCCUCUCUUCCUCCUCCUCUCUGCAGUUCUCCUCCUCUCCCCUCUCCUCAUCUAACAUGCUCAGUGUGUCCUGCAGCCUAGCUUCUCCAGGGUGUGAUCCUCAGAGAUCUGACCUGAGGUCUGUUUGUCUACCCAGGCCUUCAUCAGCCAUGUUCCAAGUUAAACCCAAAGAAACACUAGUUUGCUGCUCACUAAAUAACUGUAUUCACUGUAUGUAAUGAAGCAAAUACUCGUUAUUUUCACAAUCUCUUCUAUCUUUAUUUGUCUGUUUGUUUAUUUAUUUAUUUAUUAGUAUCUUAAUUUGAAUUCUGGUCCUUUCCUUCUAUUGCUCCAUCUUCCUCCAGUCAGGCCUACUUGUAGACAGGUGGAUUGAUCACCGGAUGGGAUGAUCAUCCUCAGUGUCACUCGGAUGCUUCUAGAAGUUCUCAUGCAAACCUUCCUUAAUGCUGCGAUCGCGCCACUCACUCAAGUGCCCACGAAUCACAUGACACGUGACAUGAUACAUCACAUGACACGUCACAUGACAGUCCACUGUGGAACCAGCAUCAUCCCUGGUCCGGGAUUUGUAACCAUUCAGACCGAUGAACUCCAGUUUCAUCUUUUUAAAACACAGCAUCCAGACUGCCAGGUGUCUCCCUGACUGUGUCCUAGAGCCACACACUGGUCACUGGAGGUGACUCUAGCGACACUGAGACAGUACUGAGGACUGUUAGGGAACAUGGUGAUGUCAUUCCACAGCACUUGAACACUUCAUGUUCAGCCUUUAAUAGACCUGCCUUAUGAUGGUCCAUGUCGCAGCUUCAGAUACGGUCACUCAGCUGCUCUGUGGCUGCUUGGGUCUGUAAUGUACCUGACUCAGAGAUGACCUGUCUUGAAUUACUAACCUCUUUACUCUACUCUACCCUACCUUACCCUACCCUACAGUACCCUACCCUACCCUGCUAUACUGUACCCUACCCUAUCCUACCCUGCUCCACCCUACAGUACCCUACUGUACUGUACUCUACCCUACUCUACUAUAAGAGCAGAGCAUUGUAAUCUGGAUCUGUGUGGAGGGUAGUGAGUGUGAUUAUAACACGAUCUAAUGAUCAGGUGGUUGUUGACACCAGGCCACUAAUAAAGUAUUAAUAAAGUAGUAAUAAAAUAGU